Messenger RNA from Esox lucius (northern pike), 6497 nucleotides. It is a transcript of the gene adgrb3, whose product is annotated as adhesion G protein-coupled receptor B3. Gene Ontology annotation, molecular function: G protein-coupled receptor activity. NCBI's taxonomy places the organism in Eukaryota, Metazoa, Chordata, Actinopteri, Esociformes, Esocidae. Gene Ontology annotation, cellular component: plasma membrane; synaptic cleft; postsynapse. The record is from RefSeq and is a predicted model, not a curated record. The transcript has 32 exons. The coding region runs from base 512 to 5368 and encodes 1618 amino acids. Gene Ontology annotation, biological process: negative regulation of angiogenesis; neuron remodeling; adenylate cyclase-activating G protein-coupled receptor signaling pathway.
GACGUGAUAUUGCAGCCCAGUCCUGAAGCAGGGCGAGCGAGCAAAGCGGUUUCUAUCUCUCUAUACUUACUCUGUAUUCAAACAUCUCACAUCCGUCCGCUAAGGAUUUUUUGGACUACCUGCUGCCUCGUCUCUGGGCUAAUAUCUCUGGAGAAAAGACACGCAGGGACCCGUCGUUGAUCCAUAGAGAUAUACCUUCACGGUAAUUUCGUAGAUUGCUUCACCCGCCUCGUCGUUCCACUAAUUCUCUUUCGGACUGUCGUGUGUUGCGUUUUGUUUCUCAUCGGGUCAGUUUUGAUGAGAAAAAGCGACGCGGAGGAGAUGAGCCAGACGGAAGUGUAACGCAUUUUUUGUCCAUUCACUAUCAUCUUGUUGCAUUGGACAUCUAUUGUGGGCAAUGGAAAGUAUAGAUUCACAAGGAGACUGCACAUUUUGCUCUUUAUAAAGGAUGUGGUCAAGCAUGUUGGAAAAAUAGCCAUAGCAUCCGGAGUGUAAGGCCAAAUGACAUAGGAUGAAGGCUAUUCGUAACCAGUUGAUUUAUAUAUUUUCCACCUAUCUCCUGGUUAUGUUUGGGUUAACUGGUGCACAAGACUACUGGUGUUCCACUUUAGUCAAGGGGGUCAUAUAUGGAUCUUACUCGGUGAAUGAGAUGUUUCCCAAGAAUUACACGAACUGCACAUGGACGUUGGAGAACCCCGACCCUACCAAAUACAGCAUCUACCUGAAAUUAUUCAAACGAGACUUAAGCUGCUCCGAGUUCUCUUUGCUUGCUUAUCAAUUCGAUCAUUAUUCGCACGAGAAAAUCAACGAAUUGCUGAAAAACAACGAGUCUAUAGUGUACUUGUGUGAUUCCAAGAAUAUUUAUAUAUUUUUGCAGUAUGACAAGAAUUUCGUGCAGUUGCGGAGGGUUUUCCCUUACGAUUACAAUGGAUUGCAGAAGACCAACGAAGAGGAGAAGUCUGGGGUGGAAUUCUUGGUCUUGAACAAGGCGAGUCCCAGCCAAUUUGGUUGUCAGGUGCUGUGCACGUGGCUGGAAAACUGCCUCAAAUCGGAGAAAGGAACGGUGGAAUCAUGUGGAAUAGUGUACACUAAAUGCACCUGCCCCCAGCACCUAGGCGACGGAGAAUCCGAAACUAUGCUCGUGCUGAACAACGUGGUUUUGCCUUUAAAUCCUCAAACCGAGGGAUGCCUGACUCCGCAAAUCCGUGCAGGGCAGGUGUGCAACAUCAGCGCAGAGGUCAAACGGCCACCAAAGGAGGAAUAUGGAAUGAUCGGAGAGAAUACUGUAAAAAGUCAGCGGCCAAGAUCAGUUCUUGACACAAAGGCCCUACAGGAGCAAGCUGAAUCUGCUAAAUUUAUGGCACAAACUGGUGAAUCUGGUGCAGAGGAGUGGUCCCAGUGGAGCUCAUGUUCAGUAUCAUGUGGCCAAGGGUCGCAGGUGCGAACCAGAACAUGUGUCUCAUCAUACGGAUCGCACUGCAGCGGCCCGUUAAGAGAGUCCAGGGUUUGCAAUAACACUGUCCCCUGUCCAGUGCACGGUGUCUGGGAGGAGUGGUCGCCAUGGAGCCUGUGUUCCUUCACUUGUGGGCGUGGUCACCGUACCCGGACCAGGAUGUGUGCCCCGCCCCAACAUGGUGGCAGGGCCUGUGAUGGACCCGAGACCCAGAGCAAACUCUGCAACAUUGCACUCUGCCCAGUGGACGGUCAGUGGCAGGAGUGGAGCUCGUGGAGCGACUGCUCGGUGACCUGUGCCAACGGGACCCAGCAGCGGACGAGGCAGUGUUCACCCGCUGCUCACGGCGGAUCAGAGUGCCGCGGCCACUGGGCUGAGAGCCGAGAGUGCUACAAUCCAGACUGCACGGCCAACGGCCAGUGGAAUCCCUGGGGGCCUUGGAGUGGCUGCUCCAAAUCAUGUGACGGGGGUUGGCAGAGGCGGGCGAGGGUAUGCCAGGGGGCAGCAGUCACCGGGCAACAGUGCGAGGGCACAGGAGAGGAAGUCCGCAAGUGCAGUGACCAACGAUGCCCAGCGCCGUAUGAGAUCUGCCCCGAGGACCAUGCCGUGUCCAUGAUGUGGAGGAGAACACCGUCAGGGGAGCUGGCCUUCAACAGGUGUCCUUCCAAUGCCACAGGUACCACUAGUCGACGCUGCUCUCUGGAUCAUCGCGGCGUGGCGUAUUGGGAGCCUCCCAGCUAUGCCCGCUGCAUAACCAAUGAAUAUAGAUACCUGCAGCAAUCAGUAGGUCUAUCCUCAGUCCAGGGCCACCUAGCAAAUGGUCAGAGGAAGCUGGCGGGCGACGGGAUGUCUCAGGUGACCAAAACCCUGCUGGACCUCACCCAGAGAAGGAACUUCUACGCUGGAGACUUGCUGUCCUCUGUGGAGAUACUAAGAAAUGUGACGGAUACCUUCAAAAGGGCCAGCUACGAACCAAGCUCUGACGAUGUUCAGAACUUCUUUCAGAUCAUCAGCAACCUCCUGGAGGAGGAGAACAGGGAGAAAUGGGAGGACGCACAACAGAUCUAUCCGGGGGCAGUGGAGCUAAUGCAGGUCAUCGAAGAAUUCAUCCACAUCGUCGGCCAGGGCAUGAAGGACUUCCACAAUGCUUAUCUGAUGACUGGGAACCUGGUGGCCAGCAUCCAGAGACUCCCGGCUGUGUCUGUCAUGACCGACAUCAACUUCCCCAUGAAGGGACGAAAAGGCAUGGUUGACUGGGCCAGGAACUCUGAGGACAAGGUGGUCAUUCCCAAGGGCAUCUUCAUCCCACAGUCUGCAGACGUCGAUGGGUCGCCUGUCUUCAUCUUGGGGACUGUCCUGUACAAGACGCUGGGGCUUAUGCUGCCUUCACCGAGGAACCACACGGCGGUGAGCUCUAAGGUGAUCGCUGUGACUGUGAGGCCGGAACCGAGGACGACAGAGUCACACCUGGAGAUUGAGCUGGCCCACCUGGCCAACGGAACCAUGAAUCCCUACUGCGCGUUGUGGGAUAGCGCUGGCAUGAACGAUUCUUGGGGAAGCUGGUCGAGUAAAGGAUGUAAAACCGUGCUAACCGAUGCAUCCCAUACAAAAUGCUUAUGUGAUCGUGUAUCUACCUUCGCCAUUUUGGCUCAACAACCAAGAGAAAUAGGUCCACAGACCAUGGAGUCCUCAGGGGUCCCCUCUGUAACCCUGAUCGUUGGCUGUGGUCUGUCCUGUCUCGCCUUGAUCGUGUUACUAGUGGUCUAUGCUAUACUGUGGAGUAAUUCCCGUUAUUCCAGAUAUAUCCGGUCUGAGAGGUCCAUCAUCCUAAUCAACUUCUGCCUGUCAAUCAUCUCGUCCAACCUGCUCAUCCUGGUUGGACAGACACAGACCCACAAUGUAGGUGUCUGCACGAUGACGACGGCAUUCCUGCACUUCUUCUUCCUGGCGUCGUUCUGCUGGGUUCUGACAGAGGCCUGGCAGUCCUACAUGGCUGUCACUGGGAAGGUCCGCACCAGGCUCAUCAGGAAGAGGUUCCUCUGUCUGGGAUGGGGAUUGCCUGCCUUAGUGGUUGCCAUCUCCAUGGGAUUCACAAAAGCAAAAGGCUAUGGGACACUCCAAUACUGCUGGCUGUCUCUAGAAGGAGGUCUCCUGUAUGCCUUCGUUGGGCCGGCGGCAGCAGUGGUCCUGGUGAACAUGGUUAUUGGCAUUCUGGUGUUCAACAAGCUUGUCUCCAGAGACGGGAUUCUGGAGAAGAAACCGAAGCAUCGAGCUGGGCCGAUGAACGAGCCCCAUACAGGAUUAACUCUGAAAUGUGCCAAAUGCGGCGUGGUUUCAACGACAGCCCUGUCAGCCACCACAGCCAGCAACGCUAUGGCCUCUCUGUGGAGUUCCUGUGUGGUUCUUCCUCUGCUGGCUCUGACUUGGAUGUCAGCGGUGCUGGCCAUGACAGACAAGCGCUCCAUCCUGUUCCAGAUCCUGUUCUCCGUCUUCGACUCGUUGCAGGGCUUCGUCAUCGUCAUGGUACACUGUAUCCUGAGGAAAGAGGUCCAAGACGCUUUCAGAUGUCGGCUCAGAAACUGCCAAGACCCCAGAAACUGCCAAGACCCAAUCAACGCUGACAAUACCGGAACGUUCCCCAAUGGCCACGCGCAGAUUAUGUAUGUUUCCAGCGACUGUGGCGGAUGUGAAGGCAGGCCAGUGCAGUACGGCUCGGCGGCGAUCGGCUUGGCCCAGCUCAGUGGGAAAAGGACGGACUUUGAGAAAGACGUGGACAUCGCCUGUCGAUCAGCCCUGCACAAAGACAUGGGCCCCUGCCGCGCCGCCACCAUCACCGGCACGCUGUCCCGCAUCUCGCUGAACGACGACGAGGACGAGAAGAGCCCGGAGGGCCUGAACUACUCCACCCUCCCGGGCAACAUCAUCUCCAAGGUGAUGAUCCAACAGCCCGGGAUGCACCUGGGCCCCAUGGGCGAUAUGGGCGAGGGUUGCCCGGGCGACGGCGUCUCCGACAUGCGCCGCACCGUCUACCUGUGCACUGACGGCGCCCUCCGCCAGUCAGACCAGGACGUUGGCGGGCACGGCGGGAUGGGCGGCGGUCACGACAUGGCCGGCCUGGGGGGCCUGGGGGGGCCCUCGCCCCAGGGCCAGAUGAUGGAGACAGACUACAUCGUGAUGCCGCGGGCGGCGGGACCGGGGAACUGCAACACGCUUCCCACCCUCCUCAAAGACGAUAGCUCCACCAAGAUGGGCAUGGGCGUGGGCAUGGGCGUGGGCAUGGGCGUGGGCAUGGGCAUGGGCGACACACUGCCACACGACCGUAUGACGCAGCACUACAAGGUGUCGCCAGACUUCGGCCAGAGCGGCAUCGGAGGGAUGGGGGGCAUGGAGCACAUGACCUUGGGGGGGAACAUGGAUCAGAACCUGCAGCAGACGUACGGCCCGGGCGGGGGGCAGGAACACAUGCAGCAGAACCUGCCCUUUGAACCCCGCACCGCCGUCAAGAACUUCCUGGCCGAGAUGGAGGAGAGCGGAGGGCUGUCGAGGAGCGAGACGGGCUCCACCAUAUCCAUGAGCUCCUUGGAGAGAAGAAAAUCACGCUACCAAGACCUAGACUUUGAAAAAGUCAUGCACACCAGGAAAAGACACAUGGAGCUGUUCCAGGAACUGAAUCAGAAAUUUCAAACCCUGGACCGAUUUCAAGACAUACCAAAUAUGGGCAACAUGGACAAGGCCAUGCCCAACAAGAACCCUUGGGAGAGCUACAACCCAGCCUGUGAGUACCAGAACUACGCCACCAUGAAUGUAUUGGACCCCGAUGCCAAGGACUCCCUGGAGAUGACCGCGGCCGAGUGGGAGAAGUGUGUCAACCUCCCCUUGGACGUCCAGGAAGGUGACUUCCAGACAGAGGUCUAAUGUGGUCCCGAAAAAAACAGGAAAUGUGUCCAAAAUGGCUUCCCUCAUUCCUCAUGUAGUUCUCUACUUUUGACCCAGACACAUGGGGUUCUUUUGAACAGGACAACGGUUCUGGUUUAAAGUUGUGCACUGUAUAGGGAAUGGGAGUUAUCCACUUUGGACGCACUCCAGGAAGGAGACUUCCAGGUCUGAAAAAGAACCAGGAAGAGGAAAACCAGGAGUUAAAACGAUUACCAGGAGCAGGAGGAAGCGUAAAACGGAUGUACUUUGCACUGAACAAAUCGACAGACUGUUGUCACAGCCUUGGCCUAUGACAUAUCUGGAUUACGAAGACGUCAGGGACAUGAUGUGCCGAUACAGUUUAGGAGGGAAUGGCAGUGGAAGGGAAAAUAUAUUUAAAAAAAGACAAAAAACAUCCGUGUUACCUUUUGUAUUCUCACUAGUGUACUUAAUAGUGCAGUGGGACAGCCAGUUGGGUGUACAAUAUUUACCAUAAUGUGUUUCAGAGUAACCAUGGUAAGAACAGUCGGUUCAAAAAAGGUGAAAGUCUUUCUAGAUGAAUAAACCUCAGCAAGCUAAAUGAAGACAUUUGUGUCGUGUCAAUCCCAGCUUCACUGGGUCCAGUUUUAUAUUUCACAGAACUGGACCCUGGAAGCACUAUGUAUAUAUUUAUGCAGGUUUUUAAAAAGUUUAUAACAAGUCUGUUUGGCCAUUACUACACUUUUUACUUUAUAAUAUAAAAGAAAUUAUCGAGAGAGAGAGAGAGAGAGAGAGAGAGCUGCAGGCAAAGAGGAUUUUCUGUUAUAUAAAAUUGUUUGUCAAAGCUACAUUCUUCAUUGCUUUAAAUGCAAUAAAGGUAAUACUCACUUUUAUAUGAAUAAUAUAUUUCACAAACUUUAAUACUGCAGAAUCUUGCUUGAAGAAUCGGCAAAAACUCUUUCAUCUGCAGCCCUGUAUAAAAUAUUUAAAAAUGAAAAAUGUUGUAUGGUGUAAAUAAACUUUUGUCUACAUAUGUUUUACUUGUGCCAAUUUAUUUUAAUGAGAAAAAAAUGCCAACCUGAUCAGGAGUUAUAGCGUUAUAAAAUGUUAACAUUUGAACAAGGAAUGUAAAUAAAAGAGAAAAUAUGUU